CUUCCUAAUUAAUCCAAAGAAACCCAGAAAAAGAAGCAUUACGAGCUUAAAUCUUCCGAAAAUUUAAGAAGAAUGGCUGACAGGUAUAGCCAAGCAAACCCUUUGUCACCUGCUAAUGCAAACCUCAGAAGUGACCAUGAAGCAGCCACUCUGCAAUCCCAAGCCGAGCUCAAACGCAAGAAGAGAAUCAAAGUGGUCAUAUACGUUACUGUGUUCGUUAUUGUGCAGAUCAUAGUCGUCACGGUUUUCGCACUCACGGUGAUGCGAGUCAAGACACCAAAAGUGAGGUUGGGCAAGAUCAAUGUCCAAAACAUGACUGCUGUCCCUGCAACACCAUCAUUCGACAUAAACUUCACCACCCAAAUCAGAGUCAAGAACACGAAUUGGGGACCGUACAAGUUUGAUGCAGGUAAAGUUACGUUUGAUUACAAAGGUGACACUGUGGCACAACUUAGCAUUCCUAAAGGCAAGGCUGGAAUGCGUUCCACCAAGAAAUAUGAUGUCGCGGUGAGUCUGAAUUCCAAGGGGUUGAAGAAUUCCAACCUCGGCAGUGAUCUUAACACUGGAGUUCUGUCGCUGAGCAGCACGGCCGAGCUGACAGGAAAGGUGGAAUUGUUGUUGGUGAUGAAGAAGAAGAAGGCUGCAGCCAUGUACUGCAGUCUCGAAUUUAAUCUCUCAACAAAGCAGAUUCAACUUUUGAAAUGCGAGUGAGUGAAGCUGCUCACUAAACAUUAAUUCAGUUCUUUCAUUGUUUGUUUGGUUCUCUAGUAUUGUUCUGUAUAUGAAUGAAAUAAGGCACUUCAUUAUACGUAUCUUGUGAAUAAAGCUUCCAAUUUCUUA
Molecule: messenger RNA, 840 nt
Organism: Argentina anserina (silverweed cinquefoil)
Lineage: Eukaryota; Viridiplantae; Streptophyta; Magnoliopsida; Rosales; Rosaceae
Exons: 1
Coding region: 73-711 (212 amino acids)
Source: RefSeq, a predicted model, not a curated record